AUGAGUGAAGCUGAGAAAAGACGGACACAAAUCACUGAGGAUUUGGAAAACGUCAGACAGAAAUCCUGCCUAGACUUUUCAAAGGACAUCAGGAAGGUCUUCAAUGACCCCAUUCAUGGUCACAUUGAGCUGCACCCGCUGCUGGUGAAAAUGAUUGAUACUCCUCAGUUUCAGAGACUCCGAUACAUCAAACAGCUGGGAACGAAAUAUCUGGUGUAUCCGGGCGCUACUCACACUCGCUUUGAACACUCCAUUGGCGUGGCGCAUUUAGCAGGAUGUCUUCUCAAGACUCUGCAUGAGAAUCAGCCAGAACUCAACAUUACCAAACAGGAUUUCCUGUGUGUUCAGAUCGCUGCCCUGUGCCAUGACAUGGGUCAUGGUCCGUUCUCUCAUUUGUUUGAUGGCAUGUUCAUCCCUGAAGUCCGGCAGGAUAAGCAUUGGGAGCAUGAGGAGGCCUCUGUUGACAUGUUUCACUGCAUGAAAAGGAGGAAUGGACUGGACAAAGAGAUGAAGAUCUAUGGACUGAAUCUACCUGAAGACAUUAAAUUUAUUGAGGAAUUAAUUCUGAAAGGACAAAAGGAUGGCCAGUGGUCAAAGAAGGGCAGGACUGAGGACAAGUCUUUCCUGUAUGAGAUUGUGGCAAAUAAAGUGAACGGCAUUGAUGUGGACAAAUGGGACUAUUUGGUUCGAGAUUGUUAUUAUCUCGGCAUUCCAUGUGGUUUUGACUCUCAGCGUCUGCUGAAAACUGCUCGAGUGUGUGAGGUGAACAGGAGGAAACACAUCUGCUUCAGAGACAAGGUGGCAGAUAACAUUAACGGUAUGUUUCACACCAGAUACACUCUUCAUCGUCAGGCCCUUCAGCACAAGAUCGGCUACAUCAUUGACGUCAAGAUUAAGGAAGCUCUCGUAGAAGCUAAUGACAAGCUGAGUCCAGAUCGCAAGAUCUCCGAUGCCAUAGAUGACAUGCUAGAGUACACCAAACUCACAGAUCACAUCUUUGAUCGGAUCCUGAACCAGUCAGACUCAAAUCCGGAUCUGGAUGAAGCCCGAAGAAUUUUGGAGGACAUUGUCAACAGACGCCUGCCAAAGUUUGUUGGAGAGGCCCGACUGAAAGAAGAAGGAUUAAAGGAAAAGUUGACUGAACACUGGGAGAAGAUGGUCAACGAGUUUAAAACCCCCACCAAAGAUCAGACUGAUGUGGAUUACAAAAAUUAUGACGAACUGUUGGCCGGAUUGAAAGUCCAGUCAGGUGAUGCCCAGUCGUGUGACGUCUUCAAGAUAAAAUUGUAUCAGGACAUACUGCUGGCCAGUUUGGGAGAGAAGCCUAAUGAAGCCUUCGAGAUUAAGGUAAAGGAGGAGAAUAAAGCAAUGUCUGAGAAACUCUUCAAGAACAAAUUGUAUCAGAAAAUACUGAAGAAGUGCUGCGAGUUUAAACCACCAGGGACGGAGGAGGACUUUGACAUUCAUGUUCUUGAGAUGGGUUUUGGUGAAGUGGGUAAUGAGCCCAUUGAUAAUGUUCAUUUCUACAGCAAGAAUGAGCCAAACAAAGCCUUCAAGAUGGAGAAGUAUCAGGUGUCCAGUCUCAAGCCAAGUAAGUUUCAUGAAUUUCUUGUGAGGGUCUAUUGCAAUCCAAAGAAUCAGGAGGAUGAGGAGAAUCAGGAGGAUGAGGAGGAUCAGGAGGAAGCUGAGAAAUACUUUCAUAAGUGGUGUGAAAUCAAUAAACAGUUUAUUGAUUUUGGGACUGAUUCAGGAUCCGAAAUCAUGAAAUCCCAAGAUGAUAAAACCCCCUCAGGCAAGAUCUUCAACGACCCCAUUCAUGGUCAGAUUGAGCUGCAGCCGCUGCUGGUGGAGAUCAUUGAUACGCCUCAGUUCCAGAGACUCAGACACAUUAAACAGCUGGGAGGAACAUAUCUGGUGUAUCCUGGGGCCACUCACACUCGCUUUGAACACUCUCUUGGUGCGGCAUAUUUAGCAGGACUUCUGGCCAAAGUUCUGCAAGAGAAACAACAGUUUGAUGAGAAAGAUGUCCUGUGUGUCCAAAUUGCCGCUCUGUGCUACAAUUUAGGUCAUGGUCCAUUCUCUUAUGUGUUUAAGAACAAGUUCAUCACUAAAGCCCUAAAUCUAGAGCCUGAUGAUCAGUGGAAGCAUGAGGAGGCCUCGAUUUGGCUGUUCCUGGAUAUAGUAGAGAACAAUGCUGAACUGAAAAAGAAGCUGAAAAAGGAAGAUCUCAGGUUUAUUCAGGAGCUGAUAAAGGGAGUUGAUACUUCAGCUGAAGUGUGGCCAGCAGAAGGCAGGACUGAGGACAAAUCUUUCCUGUAUGAAAUUGUGGUAAAUCAACAGAAUGGCGUUGAUGUGCGCAAAUGGGACUAUUUUGCACGAGACUGUCAUCACCUCGGCAUCCCAAACAGCUUUGACCAUCAACGCAUGCUGAAAUCUGCUCGAGUCUGUAAAGAAGUCAACGGGAGAAGUCACAUCUGCUUCAGAGACAAGACAGCUGAUAAUAUUUAUGACAUGUUUCACACCAGAUACACUCUGUAUCUUCAGGCCUACCAGCACAAGAUCGGCAACAUCAUCGAAGAGAAAAUCUCAGAAGCCCUCUUAGCAGCGAAAGACAAUAUCACAAAGCUCUCACCAAUUGCUGUAUCCGAAAUACAAGAAGAUAUCGAGAGGAAGCUCUCAAAUAUUCUAAGCACUGAAGGAGGUGAUGAGAACCCAACAACAAGAGCAAUGAAAGAGUUCAUCAAACUGACGGAUCACAUCUUUGAGGAGAUCUUGUACUCCACUAAGGAUGAGCUGAAAGACGCCCGGAUGAAGCUUGAGGAUGUUGUGAAGAGAUGCCUGCCGAAGUGUGUGGGAGAGACCAGAAUAACACAAGCUGAAUACAAAGACAAAAGGAUCUUAGAGAAUAAUUGGAAUGAAGCAGUGGACAAAUGGAACAAACUUCACCGAACUGCGUUCUUGGAUAAGAAGGAUUUCAGCAUUGAUGUGAUUCCGCUGGAUUAUAACCAGAAGGACAAAAACCCCAUUGACAGUGUCAACUUCUACAGCAAGAGGAACCCCACCGAAGCCUUGCCGAUUAAGAAAUAUCAGAAAUCCAGUCUGCAGCCGAAUAAAUUUAGAGAACAUGUUGGUCGAGUGUACUACACAAAAAACUCUGAUGAGGAGGAGAUGGAUGCUAAGGAUUGCUUUAAAUGGUGGCGCCUUGGCAUGUGUGUAAUUGAGCUAUACGAUCAGCAUGCAUUUAAAGGUACCAAGUGUGUGAUCACAGGAAGCUGUCCGUCAUUGGACCGCUGCAGUAUAACAGAGGUUCGCUCCUGUAAGGUGAUCCGAGGCGUCUGGAAGCUCUGGAAGGGUCGUGACUACAAUGGAGAGUAUUACCUACUGAAGGAGGGAGAGUAUCCCAAUCUUAAAGCAUUAGGCAAUAGCGAAUCCACUGCUUCUGCUCCUGCUCCUGUUCCUGUUCCUGCUUGGUCUCUUGAAUGUCUGCCAUUUAUGAUCCAUCUCUAUGAAAAGGAAGAUUUUGAAGAGCGAAUGUAUGAAACCACAGUUGACCGUCGUUCAUUGGACGGCUGUGGUAUAAAUGAGGUCCGCUCCUGUAAGGUGCUCAGUGGUGUUUGGGGUCUCUAUGAGGGUCCUGGCUAUGCUGAACCCAGUUACCAGCUGAAGGAGGGGGAGUAUCCCAAUCCUGAGGCGUGGGGCAAUGGCAACAAUGCUCCUGCUCUGUCUGUUAAACGUGUGACACCUUAUAAGAUCCAACUCUAUGAAAAGGAAGAUUUUGAAGAGCGAAUGUAUGAAACCACAGUUGACCGUCAUUCAUUGGACGGCUGUGGUAUAAAUGAGGUCCGCUCCUGUAAGGUGCUCAGUGGUGUGUGGGAUCUCUAUGAGGGUCCUGGCUAUGCUGAACCCAGUUACCAGCUGUCGGAGGGGGAGUAUCGUGAUCCUGGGUCGUGGUGUGCCAGUGACCCCACUGCUCCUGCUCUGUCUGUUAAACGUGUGACAGAGUAAAUUCUAUAAUAUCCUUCCAUCUGUUGCCCUCGUUCAUCUUUAAAGUAGGGCUGUCAAUUUAAAGCAUUUAUUUAAUGUUUAAUUAUAACUUCUAAACAAAAAUAGUAUAAUCAGUGAUUUACUCUGCAGUCACAAUUAUGUAAUAUCUUUUACUUUUGUAUUUUAAUUGUUUUCUCUACAAAUGGUAAUAUAUACACUGAAUUGGGAAUAACUUGAUUAAUUACUUGUCAUAUCAUGAUAGAAUAUCAUGCAAUUAAUUUGAUUUAGCAGAUGCUUUUAUCCAAAGCGUCUAGAAAAUGAGUAACGGCAGGAUUGAAUGAUUACAGCUGAUUGACAGCUAUUGAAGCCACACGUGCCUAAACUAGAUUAUUUUGUGAAUAAAACAUUGUGACACAUAACGCUGACAAAGAGCAGUGCAAUGAAAAAUCAGUGAUGAGAAAGCAAAAUCAUGAAAGUAAAUCAAUCUAAAGAAACAGCUAUUAAACUAAAGUGGGGGGAGGUUUUACCUUGAUUUUAGUUCUUCACAAAUACAGCAGACAGAUAUUUGGGGCUAAUAGCUGAUUUAUGUUAGUGUUUGAGCAGCUUUCUGUAUGCUUGUUGUUGUUAUUAUUAUUCACGAUGUGAUGCUGGAUGGUGGGUGGAUAGGCAAUAGUUAACAGUAGAUAAUGGUGAAGGGUUGUGUUAUAUUAGGACAGGUUUGUUUAGUGAUGGAUAAAUAUAGGUAACUGAUGGAACAAUUGUUUUUUUUGGUCAUUUCUUUGAGUGUGUGAGUAGAGUAGAGAUCUGGGCACAGUUCCUGUGAGAUAUUUUGGGGAGUUGCUCAUUUUUAGAGACUGAAUUUGAUAUGGAAUCAGUCUUUCUACAUCUAAUCUUUCACCUUUUAGUAUGCAGGAGUUCAGUUACAUCUUUCUUGUGCGAUUACUGGGAAAAAAGGUUAUUAGGGAAAAAAUGUAAUGCAUUUCAGCUUGUUAUUCUCAAAAACUGACAAAAAUAAACUGUGUUGCAUCAACAACAAUGGUGGAGCAAUGAUUUAUUUCUUGUCUAAUAAAUGUCAAGUCAAGUCAAGUCACCUUUAUUUAUAUAGCGCUUUUACAAUACAGAUUGUGUCAAAGCACUUAACAGUAUCAAAUUGGAGGAUAGAGUGUCAGUAAUGUAUAAUGAUAAGAUUAAACACUCAAUUUUCAGUUAAAGGCAUUUCAUUAUUGAAUUCAGAGAUGUCAUUGUCUAGCUCAGUUUAGUUUAAAUAGUAUCUGUGCAAUCAAA
This is a messenger RNA of Onychostoma macrolepis, 5268 nucleotides long. RefSeq lists its product as uncharacterized. Gene Ontology annotation, biological process: defense response to virus; dGTP catabolic process; regulation of innate immune response. The transcript has 34 exons. The record is from RefSeq and is a predicted model, not a curated record. Lineage: Eukaryota; Metazoa; Chordata; Actinopteri; Cypriniformes; Cyprinidae. Gene Ontology annotation, molecular function: dGTPase activity. Gene Ontology annotation, cellular component: nucleus. Bases 1 to 4005 code for a protein of 1334 amino acids.